CUUUUCUUCAUCUCAUCAAAUAACCCGGAAUAUCCAUUGGGGAGGCCCCGCUCCGCACCAUGUCCCGACCACCAUCCGCCGCCGGCUCAGCACCAGGGACACCGACCCCACGUGCGACCGCUAGUGGAGGUGCGACCCCCAUCCACACGAUCGUGCAGAACCUGCCAAAUUUAUUUCAGAUGUAUGAAAAGGGGACUUUGUCAGAUACGCAGGUGACACAGCUACGAACCCUCAUGCACACCCACAUCCGACAAAUAACAGCCAAUGCGUUAUCUUCGGGCCGUUCCAACCCUCUAUACUCUCUCCCUGACGCGAUCAACCCCUCUUUACCAUGGAAGACCCAACCGGCACUCGUCUCGCCUGAACAGUUUGAUUUGAUGAUCAAAACGGUGACAAAACAACUUAUUGAGGCUGCUACCGCUGCGGCAGCGAAGAGAGCAAGGGAGAAGGAGGCGGGGAAUGUGGCUUCUGCUGCUGUUGGAGGUUCUGGUGCUGGCGGGGGUGUGGGUGUGGGCACGGUUGGAGAAGGGCAAAUGCCGGGACAAGGAGCAGGACAAGGAUCGCAGAUGGGUACGCCAGCUGGCGUCGGAUCCGGUGUCGGUGGAGCAGGGAUAUCAAGACCAGGGACGCCCAUGUCAGCUACAUCGAGUGGAACGUCAUUACGGGCCAGCCAACCGUCGCCUGCUCCUCAAGUUCAGGGAACGGUAUCGACACCACCAGCAAUUGGGAGUACGGGACCGACGACGGGCUCGACGGCGGGACCGGUAGGUGCUGGAAUGGCGGCUGCUACACCUCCUAGACCGAGACCGCAUCCACCUGGGAUUUAUUCGCAUACAGAAUUGACCCAAUUGGCAAAGUUGAAUGCUGAAACAAGGAAUGCGUGGCUGGCCAAGGACCCACAAAGACAACAGCAAUUUAGCGCAUCAUUAGCAUACUGGCGUUCCCAACCCAAGAGCAACUUUCAACCCCAAAGCCGUCCGUCUCCCAAUGUUCACCCUGCAGGUCGUCCACCACCGUCCAGUGGCAACGCUCCUGGGUCCAGCAGCAACCCCAUUCCGAUCACCACCCCCAACCCCUCCGCCACCACCUCCUUCGCCACCGCCCUUCCCGACGCUCGCUCGUUUGCCCUCCGCCCCCCUCCCAACCAGAACCAAAACCAAAACCAAACCCAAUCAGUCCGGCCUCCCGCCCCUCCCGUCCCGCCCCCGGAACCUGAACCUCUUCGUCGGAAAAGAGUAUUACACGCCAUGCUCGGCGAAAUUGCACCUGGUUUAGCGAUGGAAGUAGGGAUGGAUGAUGCAUUGAGUGAGGUGAUGAACAAGUUGUUGGAGCAGGGGUUUGAAGGUGCGAUGAGGUUGGCGAAACAUCGGGGAGCAGAUAAGGUUGAACUGAAGGAUAUGGCAAGGUAUAUCGAUCAUGCGUGGGAUAUGGUCGUACCAGGGUUUGAUGCAGCACUGAGUCAUCAUGUACAUGUCGCGCCGGAGAGGGAAAGGAAGAAGGGCAAGACGGUGGUACCACGAGCAGCCGCCAAACCUGUCGUCAGAAAGGACGACGAAUGAAAAGAAAAAAGAAGGUUGCUGCUGCUUGCUUUUUACGUUGGCUGUGCAGGAGGAUUAGAAGGACGUGAGCGUUUCUACGAGGUUUACGAUGGGGUGGCUUUGAGGCCUGAUACCUUGUAUGCAUUAUAUAAGUUGG
This is a messenger RNA of Cryptococcus deneoformans JEC21, 1695 nucleotides long. RefSeq lists its product as hypothetical. Gene Ontology annotation, molecular function: DNA binding; TBP-class protein binding; protein heterodimerization activity. The record is from RefSeq and is a predicted model, not a curated record. Bases 60 to 1559 code for a protein of 499 amino acids. Gene Ontology annotation, cellular component: SAGA complex; SLIK (SAGA-like) complex; transcription factor TFIID complex. The transcript is spliced from 4 exons. Lineage: Eukaryota; Fungi; Basidiomycota; Tremellomycetes; Tremellales; Cryptococcaceae. Gene Ontology annotation, biological process: RNA polymerase II preinitiation complex assembly; DNA-templated transcription initiation.